AUGGACCAAGCAAACACCGGGUCUCCUAGAGACCGCUUUGAGAGGGUUGAGGAUGCCAUCCAAAGACAGGAGGUCACGAUAGCUACCUUAGCUACCGAGACCCACCAGGCAACCUCAACCCAUGGACAAACGCUGGCUUACUGUACAACAGCUAGCUGCUACCAUGGCUGCUACCGUCCCUCCGCCCGCAGCUCCGGCACCCGCUCCAGCUCCUGGCCCGACUGUAUACGCUCCGGAGCCUCGUGUGGGAACGGCGGAACGCUACACUGUAAAAGGCAGGGUUCACCAGUAAUGGGGAGUAUACUGGUGGGCCAAACCUCUGAGCUGAUCCCCUAUCAAAGACCCUUGUGCCAUGCUCGACUCCUCCUGACAGGCAAAUCUCAGGCCCUGGCUGUCUUUAUCGACUCCGGAUCAGAUGUCAGCAUCAUUGACGAGGAACUCGCACGGCAGCUGGGCAUCCGACAGCUCCCCAUCCUUGCCUCUUCUGUUGUCAGUCUCUACUUCCUGGAGCUGACGGAUAUUUUCCAGCCGGUGCAUUCUGGGUACAGCUGUAAUGACCGCAGUCUGUCUCUGCCCUACAUCCUGCCCAGACAGGAAGUCUGCACGCUGCCUCUGCUCUUCAGCUUGGCCUUCGCUGCUCCCACCGCCACUAUUCUGAUCGGAGAGGCCAUUCUGUACUGCUAUCUGUCCCGGAGGUCAGCAGCCACUCAGACGGAGGCCAACAUCAACGCUGCAGGCUGUAAUUUCAACUCCUACAUCCGCAGGGCUGUACGCUUCAUAGGUGUCCAUAUCUUUGGCCUGUGUGUGACAGCGCUGAUAACGGACAUCCUCCAGCUGUCCACCGGGCAGCACCCCUACUGGCUGGAUGUGUGUAAGCCCAACCUGACCCACAUUAACAUGUCCACCUGUGAUGAGGCUUUUAUUCUGGAGGACAUCUGCUCUGGACAAGACCCCGGGCUCAUCAACGCUGGGAGGAAGUCAUUCCCCUCCCAGCAUGCAACUCUGGCUGCUUUCGCUGCGGUCUACAUCUCAAUGUACUUCAACGCGGUGUUGACGGACUCGGCCAAGCUGCUGAAACCUCUGCUCGUCUUCUCCUUCAUCAUGCUCGCCAUCCUGGCCGGCCUCACCAGGAUCAUCCAGUUCAGGAACCAUCCUGUGGACGUGUACUGCGGCUGGCUGCUGGGAGCUGCCAUCGCAGUUUAUCUGGGUGUGUAUGCUGUGGGGAAUUUCCAGCCGAGUGAGGAUCGGUCUAGAAGUCGAGCACCUACCCCGACCCUCAGAGAGCCCCCCCUCUCCUCCUUACCAAAUGUCAGCCAAUCAGCACUUAGCAACAGCCACCAAGGUCACCACACCCUGGCUCCCAGCCAACCAGAGCCCAUCAUCACAAGGACCUCCUCCCACACUUUGUCCCUCAACCAACCAGAGCACAUCCUGACUCGGAGCGCCUCCUACCGAGAGCCGUCUAUGAAUAUGAAGCGAGCCAGCGCUGACGUGGAGGUGAUCACCCCGUCCAGCCCCAUGGGCCCCACCGACAACAUGAUGACCUUCAGCAGCAGCACCCUGCCAAGGUCUCACGGAGGCUCCUCAUUGGAGGAGGGUCGCAAUCCACGUCGUCACGCCGCCAUCCACGCAUCAAUGGAUUCAACCAGAUCCAAACAGCUGCUCAGCCAAUGGAAGAAUAAAAACGACAACAGGAAGCUGUCCCUGCAGGUGAUGGAUGGAAUCAGACCUUGCACCUCCUCCUCUCCUCAGAGAAACAUGGAGCUGCGCUGCUCCUCUGAGCCUUCUGCCAUGGGCCUGGAGGCGGAGCUCCGCGCUGGAACACACCUGCCUUCACUUAUCAGCUGUCAGGAGACGGAGCUGCGUGCUGGGGGCCACAUCCCAGCUCAGUACAUGAAACUAGCGGCAAGCUCUGUUCCUAUGACCAAUCACAAUCACCUGCAACAUAACGGCAGCACAGGAAUGGCUGGUGGGGCCAGAGUGUCUAUCCAAUCCCGGCCUGGAUCCUCGCAGCUGGUUCACAUUCCUGAGGAGGAAAACGUCAUGAGCAGGGAUCAGGAGAGUGAGUCAGAGGACAGCAUGAUGGACGGUGGGGGGUCAGUGAGAGAGAAGUGGAUGAGAGUGGCCGAGAAGACCACCAUCCCCUGCAGGCCGCUCAGUGCUGGAGGACAGCCUCGUCUUAUGCAGGUGAUAGCCUUAUCCAAACAGCAGGGUCUGCUGUACUCUCCUCGGUCGGAGGACGGGGGAUCCGUUCGAUACAGAGCCCUGACAGACCAGGACCCAUCACCGCCGGCUUCCACCACUGGAGCAUUGGGAGGAGGAGGAGGUUUAGAAAGAAGUGGAAGUAUAGUCCGUAUCGAUGCCCACCCAGAGUCCAGAUCAAACAAACCUGUGGUGAAACCUCCGAGCACGGACGGAAGUGGCUCCUGGCGAUGGAAACCACCCGAUCAGCGGCCAUCCCUCCGCCAGUCGCCGUUCCCCCUCGACGACUUGAACAGACACACAGACAGCUGUGAUUCGCUAAGGGAUGGAGGGUCAGUGGACGGCCGGAGGAGCGUGACAGGAAUCGAAAUGGAAAGCGAUGGGGGAGGAGAUGGAGGGGGUGGAGGAACAGGAGAAGGGGGGGAAGAAGGUGUAUACACGAACCAUCCCCAUGUUGUACACCCUUUACAUCCCUUACAUCCAAAUAACCCCAACAACUUUCAGCACCCCAAUUUUAACCCCAACAAUCCCAAUUUUAAUAACAUUCACCUUAACUUUAACCCUAAUUCUGCCAACUUUAACCCUAACUCUGCCAACUUUAACCCUAACUCUGCCAACUUUAACCCUAACUCUGCCAACUUUAACCCUAACUCUGCCAACUUUAACCCAAACUCUGCCAAUUUUAAUCCUAACUCUGUAAACUUCAACCCAAACUCUGCCAAUUUUAAUCCUAACUCUGCAAACUUCAACCCUAACUCUGCAAACUUCAACCCUAACUCUGCAAACUUCAACCCUAAUUCUGGCAACUUUAACCCCAAUUCUGCAAACUUCAACCCUAACUCUGCCAACUACAACCCAAACUCGGGCAACUUUAACCCCAACUCUGGCAACUUUAGCCCCAACUCUGGCAACUUUAGCCCCAACUCUACCAACUCAAACAUGACGAUACCCCCCCCUGCCAGCUUUGCUCCUCCCUUCCAUCCCCACCCUCAGGCCAUCACCACCAUCAGAGUCACUCCGGUGGAUGGAACGGCUGCCAGCAGCGACGGUGGAUCGGACUGCCAGUCCGUGGCCUCUUCGAGUUGUGAGUCAACCCUGAGGAGGAAGAGUGGCUCCCACAUCAUCCAUGUCUCAGAUCGAGGGCCCACACCCGACCUCCACAAUAACCACCGCAUCUGUGAUGACAGUAACCGUUACGACAACGAAAGCCUUUUUCAGGAAAACUUUCAAAGUUUCCAGGAAAACCCCAUCCACCCUAACCAUCCCAACCACCCCAGCAGGCAGUUGCAGGGGAUGUUUGGGCGUCCCAGCCCAACGCCUCCCCCUACCCUACCCCGCCCCAUAAUAACUCACACUCCACCACCUACUCUGGGGUUGGCCUACAAAGAAUGAUACACUUUUUGUUAAAAUCAUAUCCUAAACCUGGAAUUUAAAACAUGUCCUUCUUGACCAGAACAAUAUUUAAACAAAUAUGAGAGCAAGUUUGGUUAAGUCUGUCCACCACCUAGGGUCAGCUAUUAGGGAAUCGGAAGACCAAAAACAUUUAGGACCCAACUGCAACCUGUCACCUGGUCAAUAAGGGCACAAUAUUUGGCCAAUUGUGACGCCCAGCAGCUUGCUGACUGAAAAUGUGUUAUUUCUUUAAAGGAGACGUACCUGAGCUGAUCAGGACCUAUUUUCAAAAAGUUAUGCUUCCCCUUUGGGUCAAAAGCCAUAGAGAGUAGGAACACAUUUAGCUCGGCCCAGAAUCUCCCACUGGCAAAUACGACAUAACUCUUGGCAUUGCUGCUCACAAGAGGGGUAAGUUUGAUUCAACAUGUUUACUUUUUGUCACUUUUUAUUCGUAAAUGUGAAAAAUGUAGUACACUUGCUUCCUAGGCUCAAAGAUAAUGGGCUUAGUAAAGUGCUGACCCUUCGACUGGCUCAGUAGCUGUCCCAUUGCUCCCUGCCAGCGAGGAAGUCAGCCUAAGAACUGCUAUGUCAGCUUUUUAUCACAACAACAGUGCAGCGCUCAUCCUUUUGUCAUACACAGGUGACAAUAUUAAUAUAUCAACAUUACAGGGAUCCCACAUGUCAUCAGAUGGACAUUUGCAUUCAAAACCUGUAAAUGUGCUGUGUAUGCACAUUUGUACAUAUGAAUGUGGGUGGCCACAGUGGAAACUAAACCCACAGUCACAAUGAGAAUUGUGUCUUGGCUACAAGGUGUCCCUUUUUGGCAAUAACAGUAUAUCCUGGUGGUAUUGUGUUUGUGAUGAAGAACAAUAACAUGGGACACAGCUUGUGUUUAAAAGUAGUUCAACAAGCGCUCUGUUUUUUACAUGCUGUGUGUUAUAGAUGUGCACUGUAUAAACUGUGUCUGUGUAGUAACUGUACUGUACAUUGACACAUGCAGCAUGUGAGUCUUCUGAACCAACUUAGAGCAUACACAAGAACUUUCUGUUUGGUUCAUUUUCACCACGUCCCCCAGCAUUGCAGUAUUACAAUUAAAGUAAAAGAAAAAGGGAUGAUAUUGUGAGGAAAUGGUUUUCUAUGUCAAAAGAUAGGGUUUUAGUUAUAUUCAAAAAAGUUAGUAUUUUAUGAGAAUAGUCAGGAUUUUAC
Molecule: messenger RNA, 4800 nt
Organism: Trematomus bernacchii (emerald rockcod)
Lineage: Eukaryota; Metazoa; Chordata; Actinopteri; Perciformes; Nototheniidae
Product: phospholipid phosphatase-related protein type 4-like
Biological process (GO): axonogenesis; phospholipid metabolic process; phospholipid dephosphorylation
Molecular function (GO): phosphatidate phosphatase activity
Source: RefSeq, a predicted model, not a curated record